GCUGGAGUUAUGAGUGGGAACUAGAGCAACGGCUGCCAGCGUCAGCGAGCAAGGGGGAAAAGCCUCGCGCGUUUCACAGAAGCCCUGCGCGUGGGUAGAAUGAGUAGAGAAUCAGUUGAACUGCGUACUUUAAUAACAACCAAUAUUUGUAUCCCAGAAACAGUGCGCGCUUCUUCUUAUUUUGGAUCGACAGAGUCGAAUUAGUUAGUUUAGCGUUUAGACGACUUAACUCACUUGGCUCUGUGACUUCAACAGCGAUUAUUGUGGAGUUGUUUUUAACGCUUGAAUUACCCCAGCCUCGAGUGGCGGGAUUAAGGGGGCCGGGAGAGAGGGAGGAGAAGGUGGGGCAGAGUGAAUCAAUCGGACCGGGCGCUCACUACUGUCAAUCGAACCACCAACGGAUAUUUUUCUCUCCAAAACAGACAGGAAUCAAUCAUUGUUUUUGUUCAUCGGAAUUUGGAGAGCGUCAGCGUCGGCUGUCAGUGUUCCCUUUCGCCGCGUAUUCUAGCUACUCUGAAGUCUCUACGCUGUAAUCCUCCGAUAUUUACCGUUUGGACGGAUUUUUUUGGAGGGGAGUGUAAAUUCCCCGGUCUUGUUGGACCAUGGCUGACGACGACGUGCUCUUUGAAGAUGUUUACGAGCUGUGCGAGGUCAUUGGCAAGGGGCCGUUUAGCGUGGUAAGAAGAUGCAUCAACAGGGAGACGGGUCAACAGUUUGCAGUGAAGAUUGUGGAUGUGGCCAAAUUCACCUCAAGCCCUGGCCUCAGCACAGAGGAUCUGAAGAGGGAAGCGAGCAUCUGUCACAUGCUGAAACAUCCUCACAUAGUGGAGCUUCUGGAGACCUACAGCUCUGAUGGCAUGCUCUACAUGGUGUUUGAGUUUAUGGAUGGAGCAGAUCUCUGCUUUGAGAUUGUGAAGAGAGCAGACGCUGGUUUUGUUUACAGUGAGGCAGUCGCCAGUCACUACAUGAGACAGAUCCUAGAGGCAUUACGGUAUUGCCAUGACAACAACAUCAUUCACCGGGAUGUGAAGCCUCAUUGUGUGUUGCUGGCAUCGAAGGAAAACUCUGCUCCAGUGAAACUGGGUGGCUUCGGUGUGGCUAUUCAGUUGGGGGAAUCCGGAUUAGUGGCUGGAGGCCGGGUGGGCACUCCGCACUUCAUGGCCCCUGAGGUGGUGAAAAGGGAACCCUAUGGGAAACCUGUGGAUGUUUGGGGCUGUGGUGUCAUUCUCUUCAUCCUGCUGAGUGGCUGCCUGCCCUUCUAUGGCACUAAAGAACGCCUGUUUGAAGCAAUCAUUAAAGGAAAAUACAAGGUAAUGAACCCACGGCAGUGGGGCCACAUCUCAGAGAGUGCCAAAGACCUGGUGCGCCGUAUGCUGAUGCUGGACCCUGCCGAGAGAAUCACAGUGUAUGAAGCACUCAACCACCCCUGGCUCAAGGAGAGAGACCGCUAUGCCUACAAAAUCCACCUUCUUGAAACAGUCGAGCAGCUGAGGAAGUUCAACGCAAGGAGGAAGCUAAAAGGUGCAGUACUCGCCGCGGUCUCAAGUCACAAGUUCAACUCUUUCUAUGGCGACCCACCUGAAGAACUGCCUGACUUCUCUGAAGACCCUACUUCAUCAGGACUACUAGCUGCAGAAAGGGCUGUGUCACAAGUGCUGGACAGUUUGGAGGAGAUCCAUGCACUGACAGACUGCAGUGAGAAAGACCUGGACUUUCUACACAGUGUCUUCCAGGACCAUCACCUCCACACAUUGCUUGAUCUAUACGACAAGAUAAACACCAAGUCUUCACCGCAAAUCAGGAAUCCUGCAAGUGACGCAGUAUCGAGAGCCAAAGAGACCUCCGCUGAAGACGGGUCGAGCGCGGCUUUGAAACAUCUGGAAUAUGUACUGGAGGAGAUUUCAUGCUACCCGGAGAAUGCAGACGCUAAAGAACUGAGACGGAUCCUGUCCCAGCCCCAUUUCAUGGCCUUACUUCAGACUCAUGAUGUUGUGGCACAUGAGGUGUACAGUGACGAGGCACUGAGGGUCACUCCACCACCUACAUCACCAUACCUCAACGGAGACUCACCCGAAAGCACGAACGGAGACAUGGACAUAGAGAAUGUCACACGGGUGCGCCUUGUUCAGUUCCAGAAGAACACAGACGAACCAAUGGGCAUCACGUUGAAAAUGAACGACCUGAACCAUUGCAUUGUGGCAAGAAUAAUGCAUGGAGGAAUGAUCCACAGACAAGGAACUUUACACAUUGGAGACGAGAUCAGAGAGAUCAACGGCAUAAGCGUAGCAAAUCAAACGGUGGAGCAGCUUCAGAAGAUGCUUCGAGAAAUGAGAGGCAGCAUCACCUUUAAGAUUGUGCCCAGCUACCGCACGCACCAGACGUCCUGUGAGAAAGAAUCCCCCUCCACCUCCAGACAGUCCCCUGCUAAUGGCCAUUCCAGCCUUAACAGUUCUAUCUUGGACUUGCCAUCAACCAUCCAGCCAAAAGGACGCCAGAUCUCCAGACCUCCAAUCAAGGAUAAAUUUUCCAUCCAGAUCUAUGUACGGGCACAGUUCGAGUAUGACCCGGUGAAGGAUGAUCUCAUACCCUGUAAAGAGGCAGGGAUUCGCUUCAGAGUGGGUGACAUAAUCCAGAUUAUCAACAAAGAUGACCAUAACUGGUGGCAAGGCAAACUGGAAAACACCAAGAAUGGCACGGCGGGAUUGAUUCCCUCACCUGAACUCCAGGAGUGGCGGGUGGCUUGUAUAGCCAUGGAGAAAACCAAGCAAGAGCAGCAGGCGAGCUGUACUUGGUUUGGCAAGAAAAAAAAGCAGUACAAAGACAAAUACCUGGCAAAGCACAACGCAGUGUUUGAUCAACUAGAUCUGGUCACUUAUGAGGAAGUCGUGAAGUUGCCAGCGUUCAAGAGGAAAACGUUAGUUUUACUAGGUGCCCACGGUGUUGGCCGAAGACACAUCAAAAACACGCUCAUCACCAAACACCCAGACAGAUUUGCUUACCCCAUUCCACACACGACCAGACCUCCAAAGAAAGAAGAAGAGAACGGCAAGAAUUAUUUCUUUGUAUCCCACGACCAAAUGAUGCAGGACAUCUCCAACAACGAUUACCUGGAGUACGGGAGCCACGAGGAUGCAAUGUACGGCACUCGGUUGGAGACGAUACGGAAGAUCCACGAGCAGGGACUCAUAGCCAUACUGGACGUAGAGCCACAGGCACUGAAGGUUUUACGGACAGCUGAAUUUGCUCCCUAUGUGGUUUUCAUUGCUGCACCAACAAUCACUCCUGGCAUGAAUGAGCUUCCCAGAUGGUGCAGGAAGCUGCCUGACGAGUCAUUACAGAGGCUGCAGAAGGAGUCUGAAAUCCUCCAGAAGACAUAUGCACACUAUUUUGACCAAACCAUCAUCAAUAAUGAGAUUGACGAGACUAUUCGGCUCCUGGAGGAAGCCAUAGACCUGGUUUGCACCACAGCCCAGUGGGUUCCAGUGUCUUGGGUCUACUAAAUCAGCAAACCCAUCAACCUGUAACCUUAUGCCCUUCAUACUUUGCAGUGAAUCUCUGCAAGAAAAAAGAAAAGAAAACUUCCGAUCUUUCCCAUGAUGCAAACAAAAGCUCACCUCUGAUGUUCACAAACAUCAGUGUACCUGCAGUGAGCCUAGUCUUGGCCCCUCACAGACAGACUACCUAGACGUAGUGUUGUAUUACUGAAAAAAGAACAAUAAAAUAAAUUACUAAAUAUUGUCAUGUCUAUAUAGCUAGGAGGCGACAUUUUGUAGACGUUUUAUUUAAAGAGACAGUAUCCUACAUGAUGCAUUUUCCUAAAAGGAAUAUUUUUGUAGUUUUUCUACCCAUUUCUGUUAGUACCAGAGAAAAGGUGCAGCAUUACUACAGCAGAAUCCUCAUAGCUUUCAUCUGUCCAGCCCGUCCAUUAAUACAUAAUCCCCACAUUAUCCAUGUGGCAGACCCUAGCUGCUUUAGUGCACAACCCACCGAUUCAGCGUUCAUUUAAAACCAAACCUUUUUUUUCCAUUUGUUUUUCCCAGUUCACCCUCCUCUACACGUGGAUACUGUCUCUCUAAAGACUUGCAUAAAUGUUUUAGAGAUUUGAAUGAGAUCUCAUGCAUGUGAACAUUCACGAGCGUCCAUGCCGUCAGUGUUAGCUGUGUUCAGACCGUCACCCACGGCAGAAAACAUUCCAUUCGUCUGGACGAACAUAUUCAAACAGGUGGAGCUGGUGACGAGGAGGGGGGGAAAAAAGACCUAUGCACAUCCCUUGCAUUUUGGCAACUUUGUAAAGUUUAUUUUUACCAAUCAUGUAGUAAAAUGUGUUUGUAAAUGGUCUAAAUUUUUAUUUGUUGUAAGAUAAAGGGGUUGGGGAUAAAAAUGUUCUGGCAUUUCAGAAAUGUGUCGUUUGAGAACAUUAAUGUUGACUCAGAAAUCCCAUUUUUAUUCUGUGAAGUUGUUUCAGGAAGAGGUGCGUCCAUGCAAAGCAAAAAGACGACUCUGUCUGUUCAUCUGAAUGGUUCUGUACAUGACAAACUGUUUACUCAAACUGCCCUGUAUAAAUGGCUCUGCCGAUGACGGAGCAGCUCUUCGGCGUGAGCGUCUUUUGUUUGGUUUUUUAAAUAUAUUUCCUUUAAUGUGGUGAAGAUC
Messenger RNA from Pimephales promelas (fathead minnow), 4650 nucleotides. NCBI's taxonomy places the organism in Eukaryota, Metazoa, Chordata, Actinopteri, Cypriniformes, Leuciscidae. The record is from RefSeq and is a predicted model, not a curated record.